AUGAGAUCAAACCAGCAGCUUAAGUCUAAAUCAUCCAAGAGAAACACACACUUCGCCACUUAUUUUUCACAAGAAGACAGAAUGGUACUGAUGCCUUUUGUGUUCCUAUUGCUUGGGCUCUUCUUCACACAACGAUAUGUCGCAUCAGGCGAUUGGCUGCAAGCCCAUGCAACUUUCUACGGUGGAGGUGACGGUUCUGGUACGAUGGGCGGUGCCUGUGGAUAUGGAAAUCUCUACACAGAUGGCUAUGGAAUCAAAACUGCUGCACUGAGCACAGCUCUGUUCAACGAUGGCAACGGAUGCGGUGGCUGUUAUCAGAUUGCUUGCGAUGCCACUCAGGUUCCUCAAUGGUGCCUUAACGGUACAUCAUCCAUUACGAUCACUGCUACAAACUUCUGUCCACCGAAUUAUAAUCUUCCUAACGACAAUGGUGGGUGGUGCAACCCCCCAAGAUCACACUUCGACAUGUCUCAACCUGCCUUCGAGUCUAUUGCCAAGUACGAAGCUGGAAUUGUACCUAUUUUCUACAGAAAGGUCAGAUGCGAGAAAAGUGGGGGCAUAAGAUUUACCAUCCAUGGAAACGACUACUUUGAGCUUGUGCUCAUAUCAAAUGUAGGAGGAGCAGGAGAGAUCUCCAAUGUGUGGAUCAAAGGAUCUAGAUCCAAGAUAUGGGAAGCCAUGUCAAGGAAUUGGGGUGAAAAUUGGCAGAGCCUAAGCUAUCUGAAUGGCCAGAGCUUGUCCUUCAAAGUCCAAGCAAGCGACGGGAGUACCCUCACUGCUCUUGACGUGGUUCCUUCCAACUGGACGUUUGGCCAAUCCUUCACAAGCAAUAUUCAGUUCUAGAUUUCAUGGGUGUGUCAGAAGUUACUUAUUGUCCCGUUUCAACCUGUUUCUUCGUUUGUGUUUUUUCACCAGUACUGUAUUGGUUGAUUACAUAAGGGUUGUGGCUUAAUUAGCAGCUUAAAGAUAUAUUAUUAGAUCAUGUAUGUCAACAAAUGAAAAGACCUACUCCCCAUACUCUUUA
Manihot esculenta (cassava) is the source of this 1024-nucleotide messenger RNA. RefSeq names its product putative expansin-A17. The record is from RefSeq and is a predicted model, not a curated record. Gene Ontology annotation, biological process: plant-type cell wall organization. The coding region runs from base 1 to 843 and encodes 280 amino acids. NCBI's taxonomy places the organism in Eukaryota, Viridiplantae, Streptophyta, Magnoliopsida, Malpighiales, Euphorbiaceae. The transcript is spliced from 3 exons. Gene Ontology annotation, cellular component: extracellular region.